GUUCCCAAAUACAUUUUCGUCGCCAUAUUGCUGGUAGCUCUUCGUGGUGCUAAAUUAAUUCCUGUUUCUGGCCGCUUUUCACAUUCAAAAAGAAAAUGGGCGAUCGUAAUAAUCCAAUAAAGUUUGGGCCGGAAUGGCUUCGUAACUUGUCAAGAGAGCAGGCCACUACGAGGGCAAACAACAGUGCCACUUCCCCUAGCUCGGUUCGACCCACCGGGUCCCAGCCUGGUGGGUCGGGUUCACAAGUCUCGGGGUCUUUGGCAUCCUCACCCCCCACACGAGGGGUGACCCAGAGACCCCGCGGUGGAGGCACAACUGGGGGAGGCAUGGGGAGGGCCACCAGCACAUCCGGCGCCUCAGGCAUCAACACAAGAAAUACAAACCACUACCAAGUUCCGAGGGUUCUCCUGGCAAGCUUGAGGUACGGCAGAGAGGAGAUGCUGGCUCUAUAUGACAGAAACUCUGAGGCACCUGAUGACCUCAAACACUUUGAUGUGUUGUACCAGCCGCGGGGGAAGCCACCCGCCGCAUUGAAUAAUUACGAAGACGAGAAUCGUGAUCGAGGUGGCGUAAGCGGCACGGGCGAUCGCUUCACAGCGGGCCGCGGCACGAACAUGCGCGGCGGAGCCAACGACACACGGCUCAAGAUGCGACCGCCUUUCACGCGCGCGCCGGCGGGCAGGGGCAUGACGGUCGCCGGGAACCCCCGUAUGCCGUACACGGGCGAGGAGGAGGCGGCGACGUCGCGCGCUUGGUCGGCGAGCAACGGCGCGGGCGUCCAGAGACCGCCGACCGAGCAGACAGACUGGAGCAAGAUGUUCCGCAGGCGACAAACGAACAACACCAAUUGGCGGCAGCAGACGGCCCGUGAUGAAGAGGAAUGGCGUCAGGACUCUGCGCGUGCGCUGCCUCGAAAUAACACUGAGAAAUGGGAUCGAGAGUGGGGUGACCGGCCUACGGAUCGCCCACAGAACUGGAACCCGAAUCGGCGCCGGGGAGGAGACGAGGACAACCUACCAGAAUGGGCUGUGGAUAGCACUGAAGGUGGAGGGGCGGGCACAUUUGAUUCAACUGGAGCAUUUCACGGGUGCAGUAAUGAUGACUCCAGCCUACCGAGAUCUCAGGAUCCGCCGUUUGAGCUGACCAGGUCCCACACUCAUGGCAGCUUUGCUCCAAGAAAAUCCUCCAUCGAAGAAGGCUCUGAUGAGUGGUGGGCGUCGGAGAAAGCCAAAAAGCUGUCUCCAAAGAGAUUCGACACCGAUAUGAGAUUUAAGCGGUCCCAAAGCGCGAACGCGGGCGACCCAGUCCCCUCCACUUCAAAAAGUUACGAAGAGCCUGAGAAACAGGAUCAAGUUAAGGCUGAAGCGAGCUCCACCACAGAUGCUGUCGAGAAAAAGUAUCCCGACACACAGACGUUCGAAAAUCCAACGAAGUCCGACGAACGUGAGGAUUUCAAUGACACCGACGAGCAACUCUUCACGUCAGUCAUCAUAACAAAGAACAACUCGUUGCGACAGAAACAUCAGAAUCGGCUGAAACUCAGUGACAUACCCAGAUCCACCUUGAACAAAAUCCCAAUUCCACCGCUGGACAGUACUUCGAGUGAAACACCCGAUGAUCUGGGGAGCUCCCCGUUAAUGUCGUAUCUCGAUAGCCUAAACGACAUGGAGCAAUUGCCUGAGACUUCGGAGUCUACACAAAAUUCCACCUCAAAUCUGGCCAUGAUUAUUAACUCUGCUAACAAUGGAAUGCCUAUGAAUAAUCCGUCACCGAUACCAGCACCAAUACCAGCACCGAUGCAGAACAUUGGCAUGCCCAAUUCCGCUCUAAAUUCGAGUCUCGGGCUACCAAUUGGUACGGGCAGCAACGGUAUGGGUAUGCCCAUGCAAAGGAUGCCAUCGGUUAUGCAAAAUACUCAACUGAACAACAUGGCUAACCCCAUCGGUAGCACCAUGCCGUCUCGUUCACUCCUCGGAGGCUUUCAUACAAAUAAUGGAAUACCAGUUAUCCAAAAUCAGCCGAACGCAACAAGUUCAUUAUUCAUGAAUCAAAAUAGUCCCCAACAGCAGAUAUCGUCAACGACAGAUCCAAUGUCGAAUGUGCCACAAAACCCAAUGUAUCCGAUGCUCGGUCUGCAACACUCGAGUUCUCAAGUAGGCUUCAGGUCCAUGUACGGAAAUGCUAUGCCGAAUAUACCCAGUACGCCGAAUCCGAACAACCUGGCCGAACAGUGGUUCUAUGAGGACCCCAACAAAACUAUCCAAGGGCCGUUCACAUCUCACGACAUGUAUACUUGGUAUCGCGCGGGCUUCUUCAACUCGAGUCUGAUGGUGCGGCGCGGGUGCGACACGCACCUGCGACCGCUCGGAUCGUACGGACCGAUCGUACCGUUCGCGUCGCACGCUAUGAACAUGAUGUCACAGUUUGGAAUGAGCGGGUUCGAUGCCCGACCGCCGGCUAGUGAGAUAUUGAAUCCACAGCCCUCGCUCGGUAUUGACGUGGGGAGGGAUACUUUGUGGAGUCAGCCAACGACUUCUCGUGAUAUGUUAUGGAUGCAGCAACCAGUGAACAACGCUCGGAAUGAGUCGAGUGUUAAUAAUCUGCCCGUCUACUUCUGGGAUCAACAGCCUACCUCUGCCAUAUCUUCCAACUCUUUGCUACCCGAGGACAUCGCCAAGGAGAUGAAGACGGAGGACCAGAUACUGGCGCAGCUGCGGGCGAACCAGACUUUACCGACUGCCCAACCCUUCGUCACCGAAUCUCCUACGCCCACGAGCAUAAUAACGAGCGAUGAUUUUGCGAAUGCGGUUAAAGCGACGCCAGACUUGGAGGAGCUCCAAAAACUAAUACAGAAUGAGUCUUUGCUUGCGCCGCCGCCUGAGGUGAAGACUGAGCCGCCUGAGAUUGACGUAAAGGAAAAACCCAAACCCAAACCCACCAGUACCACCGAAGUGAUCAAGCCACCGCCACAAGUUCAGAAGACCACGGAGACCAAGCAAGCCAAACCCACUAAGCCGGAGGCAGAAAAGGCGACAAAGAACAAAGAGAAUGCAGCAACAAAGACCAAGAAUAAGAAGAAUAAAGAAGAAAAGAAGGAGGAUGCUGUAGAAGUUAAGAAGGAAGAGGAAAAAGUUGAGAAGCGGUCAGCUGAAUCGUCGCCAUCAAAGAGCAAGAAAGAAGAGAAGCCGAGCAAAAAAGAAUUGGAACGAGAAAAGAAGGAGUGGGUGAAAGAAGGCUUCACUAUUGUUAAGGGGCCAGAGAAGAGUGUUAUUAAAGAGAACAAGAAGAAACUGGAAGAAAUGCGCGCUCAAGAAGAAGUGGAACGGAAAAAGAAAGAAGAAGAAAGAUUUGCUGCUGAAGAGGAAAAGAAACGCAGGAAUAUGGAGGUAGCAAAAAAAACACAGGAAUCGCAACCGAAGCCAAUAGAGACCCUGAUCAAGAAGGCGCCGUGGUCGGCGACGCAGGCCGUCUCCACGAAUAAGGACGGGCUCACACUGGCGGAGAUACAGCGGCUGGAGCGAGAGAAGAAGCUGGAGCAGAUGAGGGAGCAGCAGCAGAUGAUGCAGAUCAUCGCGCAGCAGCAGGCGGCCGCUGUCGCCAGGGAACAGGAGAUGCAAGCUGCGGUGGGAUGGGCUAAGAAGAAAACGACUAACAAUACUCCGGGACAGAGUCUGGCUGAGAUACAGGCGGAGACGAAGCGGCAGGCAGCGGCGGCGGCAGCGGCUGCCGCUGCGGCAGCUGCUGCGGUCGAGGAGGUACAAGUCGCCGCCCCGCCCACAACUAACCACGCCCCCUGGGCCAACACGCAUAAUGGGGAAAGAAACCGUUUCUAUGGUGAACAUGCGACGCCAGCAGGUGGUUUUUGGGACACACAACCGAAUGUCGCGCAACCGAAGCAGGAGAAACCUGCGGAACCACCGAAACCGGCGGAACCAGCUAAGCCGAAGAAGAAACCAGCGGUUGCCGCAACCAAUAAGAAGGAGACCACCCCGGCCGCGGAAUUCGAAGUCUGGUGCAACAACAUGCUGGCGUCCUGGAGUUACAAGAUUGAUGUGCCCACAUUCGUCGGCUUCCUCAAGGACAUCGAGUCACCGUACGAGGUGAAAGACUACAUCAAGUGCUACCUCGACGAGUCCAAAGACUCGAAUGACUUCGCGCGACAGUUCCUUGAGAGACGGUCUAAGUUGCUUCGUGUCGGCAUGGUGACCCCGUCGGAUGACCUCUGCUCGCCGGCGAUGGCGAUCAACCCGCGCAACUCCGGCUCCGACUACCAAGAGGUGAAGGGCAAAGGGAAGAAGACGAAAAAGAACAAGAUGCUAAAAGUGGACGCGCGCAUACUAGGCUUCUCGGUAACCGCUUCCGAGGACCGAAUCAACGUCGGUGACAUUGACACCGUGUGAAUCGUUACUAGUGUCUAACUCGCCAUGUGAUAUCCGCCUCGACUUGUGUCAACUGUAGCUAACUUCUAUACAGCUACCGCAUCUUCUGUUAAUGCGAUAGCUGUUACAUUUUAUCUUCAAUUAGCUACUGUGUGAAAAACGGCCUGGUUUACUAAAAAUUACCUGUUUUUACACUUUAGCUACAGUGUCAAAAGUUUUAAACUAGAAUCCCGUGUUUUUGCUAUUGCGUCAAAUUAAUAAUUGUCAAUGAAGUGGUUUAUCCACACCCACCCUUUAUACACUGAUCGUGGAUGACCUUGAUUAUUUGCUAAAUUAAAUGUUAAUUUCUAAUUUUUAUAUAGUACGGUCGCAGGAGGAGAGAAACUCACUUGUCUUAUCGC
This is a messenger RNA of Aricia agestis (brown argus), 4780 nucleotides long. It is a transcript of the gene Gyf, whose product is annotated as GRB10-interacting GYF protein 2. The record is from RefSeq and is a predicted model, not a curated record. Gene Ontology annotation, molecular function: protein binding. Lineage: Eukaryota; Metazoa; Arthropoda; Insecta; Lepidoptera; Lycaenidae. The transcript has 27 exons. Bases 96 to 4400 code for a protein of 1434 amino acids.